UCGGGGACGGGGUAAGUUGCAAGCUCCUGUCUGUUUGCUUGUCGAUUUCCCCUCCCUGUAUCCCCCUUCCCUUCUCUCUCUGCUCUGUGUGGGGGCUCGUGUUGAUGAUGUCCUUGCACAGAGGAAUCAGGGAGUGAGCAUCUCUCAGCCACACAAAUUGGCUUCCGAGUUCCUUGCUGCCUUGAGGAAGUUUCUCCGAUACCUGGCGCUUCAUGGUGAGCAGAGUGAGGUGGUGACACUCCUCUCCCUGACCCUCUCUUGGCUCUAACCCCGGAGUGGCUGUUCUCUCCUCCGGGGGCUGGAGCUUCUGGAUUCAAACGGCAAAAUGAACGGGACCUUUUUCAACCAGACUGUCAUGGAGCAAGGGGUGUAUUCCAACAGGACCCAGGAGCUGAGCACGUUGAUGGGCUGUUGCAAUGGCACCGGCUCCCAGCGGCGGCGGGUCCUCCGUCCUGCUGCCCGACGAGAGGAGCCUCUACAUUACACGGGUAGUGCAGAUUGCUGUGCUCUGCGUCCUCUCCUUGACUGUGGUGUUUGGGAUCUUCUUUUUGGGCUGCAACUUGCUCAUCAAGUCGGAGAGCAUGAUUAACUUUUUGGUCAAGGACCGCAGACCGUCUAAGGACGUGGGCGCUGCCAUCAUGGGGCUGUACUGAGAGGGUCUCAUUCCAGAGAAUGGUCUGGAAUUCCGGUGGAGAGGUGUGAUCCCAUGGAAACAGGGUGCCGGGUGUGGAAUCUGGACUUCUUGCAACGUGCUGGUGAACCGGGUAAAUCCACCCUUCUGUGCUGUGCUGAAUGCAAAACGGGCUGGCGAAGGGGACGGAGACAUCUCUCCGGGUCUGUGUGAAGCACACAAAUAAAAUUGUCAUCUGAUGUUGCAUGCAGAAAUGUUUUAUGCUUUGCAUGAAAACUUGCAAAAACAAAGUGAAGGUUUGGCAUCUGUUCCGUUGUUACCUUGGAUACUGGUUUCUGUUCUUUAAGCUUUUUUUCUUUUUUUAAACCCUCACAAAACAACAAAACAAAUUUAAAAAAAAAAGCAAAAUGUGUCGUGAAAGCCAAAUAAACAAAUUGUUUGUGGGGCUAGGGAAAGUGGGGUGAUCUUGGAGUCGUAAAGCCAAGACUGCAUGCUAAUGAAUGUGCCUGUCUCUUUCUAUUUCGGACCUCAAGCAUGGGUCAUUUUGUAAAUCGAGAGUUUUGUAACUGGAAAAGCAUGUUCUUUGGGGUUUUUUAGACGCCAGAGAUCUCCUUAAUAAUGUACCAGGAGUUUCUCUUUUUUUAAAUGAUUUUUUUGCCCAGUAUUGAAAAAAGAAAUGGUAAAAGAAAACAAAAGCAUGGCUUUGUUUUGGGGAUGCAACAACCUUUUUCGAAUGCAACAUUGUUAAGUCCUUGGUUUUUUUUUUGUAGUUUUUGAAAACCAGUGAAAGUUGAAGAAUCCCCCUCCCCAAAACAAAACAAAACAAAAAAACCUAUUUCAAA
Molecule: messenger RNA, 1473 nt
Organism: Pelodiscus sinensis (Chinese soft-shelled turtle)
Lineage: Eukaryota; Metazoa; Chordata; Testudines; Trionychidae
Gene: RPRML
Product: reprimo like
Source: RefSeq, a predicted model, not a curated record